Messenger RNA from Poeciliopsis prolifica (blackstripe livebearer), 2157 nucleotides. RefSeq names its product glycosylated lysosomal membrane protein (gene glmp). The coding region runs from base 3 to 1190 and encodes 395 amino acids. Gene Ontology annotation, cellular component: lysosome. The record is from RefSeq and is a predicted model, not a curated record. Lineage: Eukaryota; Metazoa; Chordata; Actinopteri; Cyprinodontiformes; Poeciliidae. The transcript has 7 exons.
AGAUGGCGGCUACAGGGACCGGCCGAGUUUUUGUGAUUUUAGUCGUUUUUGUUUUUAGUUCGUGUGAAAGUUUCUUCAUCGGAGGAGAUUCUUACAAAAGAGAGCUGACCGUGAAGUUGUACCCGAACUCGACGCCCUCUGGCGGUGAGCUCCUUCACGUGACAGCUGUGGGCGGAAACGACACGCUGCACUACCUGUUCUGCAGCCAGGGGGCGCCAGCAUUGCUGAUCGUGCACACCAACUCUUCUUCAUCUACUGUCAAGGUGAACUGGCCUGAGUUUUUGGCUCGUAAUACCAGCGGCAGCCUGAAAGUGGAGCCGCAGAGCAGCAUCCUGUACAGCAACGCCAUUGUCUUUAGCCGGCUGUUGGAGUACGAUGAUGAAAACAAUACGGCCGAGGCGAAAUCCAACUUCUUCCCCGCCUACGAGCUGAAGGACUUCAUCUGGACUCAGAUGAACCUGUCCGAUUCCACGGCGACACUGUGCGGGUCUCCCCCAGGGUCCAGCAAAGGGUCGCUCUGCCUGCAGUUGUCUGUGUUUGGCUCAGAGGGGCGUGUUGACCUUUGGCCCCGCCUCCUCCAUUCUGCUAACUCCUCCCAGUUGGAGGUGUGGCUUAACGGCCUGCCGCCCCGCUCCAAUAGGUCCAGGUUCAUGUUGGAGCUGCAGGCGGUGGGCGGGGCUUAUCCAUUAAGCAGAGUGGACGUUCACCGGUUCAUCGACGACGAAUACACACCUUCAAUAUUCCAGGUGUCUCUGUGGGUGUCUUCACCGAACAACGGCUCGGACGUCCUGGGUUUCGUCCAGUGGAAGCCAGUGGCGUACCGGACGUCCCAUCCGAGCCUGGAGGACGCAACGCCGUGCCGUAACUCCAAGCCACAGCAGCAGAGCGGGAACUCGACGUCAGCUUCAUCGGCUCUGAUUAAAGCUUUUUACUCCGACCCAGCAGCCAUGGGGAUGAACGUUAGCUUCGGCAUCGCUGGAGAGCCUUACUACAACAGCACCAUGUUCCUCAGCUGGACGAUUCUGGUGGGAAUCGGCUCCCCUCCGAUUGACUCGUUCUCACCGCUGGUGAUCGGCAUCUUAACGGCUGGUCUGGGGAUUCCCAUCGUCCUCCUGCUGGUGGGCGGAGCUUUCGUCUUAAUCGCAAAGAAGCGGGAAUCCUCAAGAACGGGCUACGAGCCAAUCAACUGACAGCAUAGUCCCAGCCAAUGGGAUGUUCAGACUUUUUUUUACCCUUCGGAUGACAUCACUGAUGAUUCAGCCAAUCGAGAAACAGUUAGUCCAAUAUUUCAGCGACAACUCAGAGCAGUUUCAGUCAGUAACUAAAAUUGGCAGCAUGCAGAAAAUUCAUUUAAUUAGAAACAUUGAGCAUGAGUAAGAUUCAAAAACUUUUAUUCUAUAUAAAGAAAAUUACUUUUAUUAUUUUUUAGACAAAUGUAUAGCUAUUUCACACAAUGUUGAGAUUUUAAAGCAAAGUAAUUACUUUGUAUCUCAGGUUUGACCUCAAACUAGAAACUACUGCUUACCCAACAUAUUUAUUUUAUUACAUACAUUGCAUACAUUUAUUUGGUUUGUUAUAAACCUGGAGGAAACGUUGCUUACGCCCCAAAAACAUAAAAAUAUUACCAAGUAUUUUUAGUGUAAUAUCUGACUACAUUUGAAGUAAGACAAAACUAACUUGCAAGUAACUUUUUUAGCAAAACAUAGGAGUUUGUUUUAAUGGAAUAAUUCCUUAAUUUUGAUAAAAAUGUUGCAGUUGCAAGGAAUUUUUGACUUAAAACAAGCUUCUAUAUCUGGGUAAAAAGUUACUUGUAAGUUAGUUUUGUCUUAUUUCAAGUGUACAAAUAAUAUUUGCAACUAGACCUAAAAUACUUGGUAACAUUUUGUUGCCAGUGCAUUUCAGUUGAGAUAAAUGUACCUAAAUUGUUGUUGGUUUGAGCCUGAACAUCACAUAUUCUGACCUGAAUUGCUUCAACCAAUCAGGGCUCACCAUAAGAUCACAAGGAAUUUAUUUAGGACAUGAACAGAAGCCUCAUUGUGAGCUUUUCAGGGUAUUAUGUUUUUUAAAAAAUAUUUUAUGUUAUUUUUGUAUUUUGCAGAUUUAAUGUUAAAUUCAACAUGCUUCAAAAAGUUUUGCUACAAUAAAAGGUGGAACGUG